CUCUAUCACCGACUUAUUUACACCGACGGAAGCGUCUAUAUAUACCGAAAUUCGUUGUUCCCGAUCAUCGGGUUUGGUUGUCGAUGAAUGCUUGGAUAGAGUUUGAUAACGUUAACUCUUCCUGAUAACGUUAGCUCUUCCGGAUUAUCAGGUUUGAUUAUCAAGUUUGGUUGUGAUCAAAGUUUGAUAGUGUUGGGGUCUCUUCUGAUUUUGUGUUUUCUUUUCAGAUUUUGUUGUUUGUCAAGCACACAGAGAACGAGGGAGGGAAAAAAAAAAAAAAAAGGGGGAAGAAGGAAAAGAAGGAGAGAGGGAUCAGAAGUGCCGGUCUUAACUGUGAAUAACGAAGCAGCAGCUGUAAGCGGCUCGGGAUGGCAUCAAACAAUCGAAAGCUGAAGGGAAAAAGAUACUUAAGAAUGAAUGAUGGACCAAAUGAUAAUGAUCAACAAAAUGUGCAGAAUGCAUUGGAUGGUCACACUACUGCUACCUUUUUUGAUAACAAUAUCAAUUGUCGAAUCAAAUCAAGAAGAUGGAUAGAAGUAUUUUUAUUUUUAUUUUUUAAAUAGUGUCUGAAGCGGUGGUUGAGGAUAGCCGGGUAAAGCAACACAAUGAUGAUGGUAUCAAUGUAAUACAACAUCGAGAUAAGCGAGUUAGAAAUAAUCGAGAGACGUCAAAUGUGACAAUGAAGCGAACUACUGUUACUGAGGCUAAUUCGAAUGGUAAUGGUCAGGGUGGAACUGCCCCCUUCCUCCUUCUCACUUUUGGCAAAUUGUAUGCAGGCGAACAUUUACAUUCAUUCGGUCAAGCAAGCUAUCAAAGCACUAGACAAGGUAAUUUUUUUUUUUUUUUUCAAAACUGUAUCUAUUAUACUUAUCAAAAUAGAUAGUUGCAUAUGUCGUUUGACAAAAAGGGAAAUUGUAUUGAUAGGUUCAAUCAUUAGAUAUGAAGAUGCAGGCGACAAUAUUUAUGUUUGUGAUUACUGUGAUGCACUGUUUUGGCUUGAAGAGGCAAUUAAACAAACAUCGACGAAAGUGUCUCCUAUCUAUACAAACUGUUGCAAAAAAGGGAAAAUUAAACUUCCACAUGCUAAACCAACUCCGAAUUUUCUUAGAACAUUAUUAGAUCCAAAUAACGGUCAGGAAAGUAAACUUUUUAGGGAAAAUAUUCGAAUUUAUAAUUCAAUGUUUUCGUUUACAUCAAUGGGAGCAAUAAUUGAUCGAAAAAUAAAUACUGGAUUAGGUCCGUACGUAUUUAAAAUCAGUGGUCAAGUACAUCAUUUAAUGGGUUCUAUAUUGCCAUCUGAGGGAGAAUUUCCUAAAUAUGCACAAUUAUAUAUAUAUGAUACUCAAAAUGAGAUUUAUAAUCGCAUUAAUGCUAUUGAUCCUACCCAUAUGAAUAACAACAUCAAACCAUAUAUAGUUGAAGGACUUAUUAAGAUGUUCGAUGAAAUUAAUGAAUUGGUUAAACAAUUUCGAACGAUAAGAGAUAAAUUUGAAAAUCAGUGUUUACCUUUAUUUACUGUGAAUGUACUUGAUUGUUUACGUACUGAUAGUAAACAAUAUGAAAGACCAACAUCUGAGGAAAUUAGUGGUCUCAUUGUGGGCGAUAUUGGAGAACAUAAUUCAGAGAGAGACAUAAUUAUUGAAUCAAAUAAUAGACAAUUGCAACGAGUUUCGAAAAUACAUCCAAAAUAUAUGUCAUUACAAUAUCCGAUUCUUUUUCCGUAUGGUGAAGAUGGAUAUAAACCAAAUUUAUUGAUGCACAAAACAUCUACAAAUUCCCAACAAAAAAGAGAGAGAAUAUCAAUGCGAAGUUAUAUUACGUAUCAAAUUCAAGACAGACGUAACGUAGAAAAUACUUUAUUACAGGGUGGACGAUUAUUUCAACAAUUUUUAGUUGAUGCUUAUGCAACUGUUGAGGAAGAUCGUUUAGAUUGGAUAAGGAAAAAUCAAAAAAAUUUCCGAAAUGAAAUUCUUAAAGAAAUGUAUACUGCAUCUUCAUCUGGAAUUCAUAAAGGUCAUGACUUAGGACAAAAAAUUAUUUUACCAAGUUCUCAUACUGGAAGUCCUAGAGAUAUGAUUAAUAAUUAUCAAGAUGCUAUGGCAAUUUGCAGACAAUAUGGCAAUCCUGAUUUAUUUAUAACUUUUACUUGCAAUGUUAAAUGGAUAGAAAUACAAAGAUAUUUUAAAAAUGAUCCUAAAUCUAAAAUUGAAGACAGGCCUGAUAUAAUUUCGAGAAUAUUUAACAUAAAAUUACAAAAUAUGAUUACAUAUAUUAAAUCUGGGGAACCUUUUGGACAAGUUGAGGCAGAUGUUUGCACAAUAGAAUUUCAAAAAAGAGGACUUCCUCAUGCUCAUAUGUUGUUUUGGUUAAAAAGAGAUUAUAAAUGUUAUACAGCAGCAGAUAUAGACUCUAUUAUUUCAGCUGAAUUACCAGAUAAAAAUGUUAAUCCAGAACUUUUUGAUAUUGUAAGUCAAUUUAUGAUUCAUGGGCCAUGUGGACAAAUUAAUCCAAAAAGCCCUUGCAUGAAAGAUGGAAAAUGCUCUAAAUUCUUUCCAAAACCAUAUAACACAAAAACUAUAUUCGAAGCUAAUUCACCACCAACAUAUAAACGUAUCAAUGAUGACACAAAAUUCGUUGAAAAAAAUGGCGUUCAUGUUGGUAAUAAUUUUGUUGUACCAUAUAAUUCAAACUUAUUAUUGAGAUACAAUGCUCAUAUUAAUGUUGAAUUAUGUUCCCAAUCUAUGUUAAUUAAAUAUUUAUUCAAAUAUAUUAAUAAAGGUCCAGAUAGAGCUCGAAUUUUGUUACAAGAAAACUUAAAUGAUGAAAUUCAAACUUAUCUUAAUUGUCGUUAUCUAACUCCUCAUGAAUCUGUUUGGAGAUUGUUUGAAUAUCUAAUUCAUUCUAAGCAUCCUGCUGUACAACGUUUACAAAUACAUCUACCGUUAGAACAAAAUGUUAUUUUUAAUGAAUCUGAAUCUCUUGAAUCAAUCAUAGAACGUAAAAGUACAGAAGAUACUACAUUAACCGGAUGGUUUCAAGCAAAUAAAAUUUACCCAGAGGCACGCGAAUUAACUUAUGUAGAAUUUCCAACUAAGUUUGUUUGGCAUGAUCGCACAAAAUGUUGGGCACCAAGAAAACGGUAUGAAACAAUUGGACGAAUAACAUAUAUACAUCCUACAAAAGGCGAACUAUAUUUUAUGAGAAUGUUAUUAAAUAUUCAAAAAGGUUGUAGUGAUUUCAAUUUAAUAAAGACCGUUAAUGAGAUUACAUACCCUUCUUAUCAAGAAGCCUGUCAAGCCUUGGGGUUAUUAGGAGAUGAUAAAGAAUGGAUUGAAGCAUUAACAAAUUCUUCAUAUAUUGCAAUGGCUUCUGAAAUACGCCAACUUUUUGUUACAAUAAUCUUAUUUUGCGAUGUUGCAAGUCCUCAAACAUUAUUUGAUUUACAUUGGUCAAAUAUGUGUGAUGAUAUUUUAUAUAAAGCUAGAUUAGAAACUCAAAAUCCAAAUUUGACCUUACCAGAAUCAGAACUGAAGAACACAUUGUUAUUUGAACUAGAACACCUAUUUAAUAUGUCAUCAAGUUCAUUAAAAGAUCAUCAAUUACCAAUGCCUGAUAAAAAUAAAAUAUUAGAAUUGAAAAAUAAAUUAUUAAAAGAAGAAUUAGAUUAUAACUGUCAAGAAUUAAAACAUUUACAUACAAAUUUAGUUGCUCAGUUAAAUACGUGUCAAAAAAUUGUUUAUGAUGAAGUAAUUGAAGGGAUUGAAAAAAAAACAUGCAACGCUUUUUUUGUUCAUGGUCAUGGAGGAACUGGCAAAACUUUUUUAUGGCAUACAAUAAUAAGUAAAUUAAGAUCUGAAGGAAAAAUUGUUUUAGCUGUUGCAUCAUCAGGAAUUGCUUCAAUAUUACUUCCAAAUGGUAGAACCGCUCAUUCUAGAUUUAAAAUACCUAUUACAAUAAAUAAUUUAUCAAUAUGUCCGAUAAAGAAAGGUACUCAUCUUGCAAAAUUAAUUGAUAGAGCAGAACUAAUUAUUUGGGAUGAAGCUCCAAUGUGUCAUAAACAUUGUUUUGAGUCAUUAGAUAAAUCUUUACGAGAUAUUUUAUCAGAUUCAAAUAAUAUACAAAAAGAUAAACCAUUCGGUGGUAAACCCAUUUUAUUAGGUGGUGAUUUUAGACAAAUUUUACCUGUUAUCACCGGAGGAACUAAAGAACAAAUAAUUGAAGCUUCAUUAAACUACUCAUACCUUUGGCAAUCAUUUAAAGUAUUUCAUUUAACAGAAAAUAUGAGAUUAUCAAAAAAAAAUUUAACUGAUGAGGAUAGAAAAAAUAUUUCAGCUUUUGCAAAUUGGCUAUUACAAAUUGGAGAAGGUAAAAUACAAUCUAUAAAUUAUGAAAAUGAUAUAGAUACAUCAUGGGUUGAAAUUCCAAACGAUAUACUUAUUGAUAAUUAUAUAGAUCCAAUAAAAGCAAUUUUUCUAGCAACUUAUCAAAAUUUCAAUGAAAAUUACAACAAAUUUGAUUAUUUAAGAGAACGUGCAAUAGUUACACCACGAAAUACUACAGUAACAGAAAUAAACAAUUAUGCUAUAAAUUUAUUGCCAGGUAAUGUGAGUACUUACCUAAGCUCAGAUACUAUUGUUCAAAAUUCAAAAAAUCAUGAAAAUAUGGAUGUUUUAUAUCCAACAGAAUUCUUAAAUAAAUUGGAAUUUCCUGGAUUACCAUCGCAUAAAUUAAUUUUGAAGAUCGGAAUGCCUAUUAUGUUAUUAAGAAAUUUAAAUCAACGAUCUGGAUUAUGUAAUGGUACAAGAUUAAUAAUAACAGCAUUAUUUGAUAGAUUAAUAGAAGCAAAAAUAUUAACAGGAACAAAUAUAAAUCAAAAAAUUUUUAUACCUAGAAUUGUUCUUACAGCUACUGAAAAUAAGUGGCCAUUCAUUUUUAAAAGACGACAAUUUCCAGUUAGACCAUGUUAUGCUAUGACAAUUAAUAAAAGUCAAGGUCAAUCUUUAAAUCAAGUUGGCAUAUAUUUACCUGAACCUGUUUUUACUCACGGACAAUUAUAUGUUGCACUUUCAAGAGUUACAUCAAGAAAUGGUUUAAAAAUUUUAAUAAAUAAUAGUAAUAAUAUACCAAAUAAAUACACUAAAAACAUAGUGUACAAAGAUGUGUUACUAAAUUUAUAAAUCAAAACAUACAUUAUAUAAUGUUAAUAUAUAAUGUAUGUUUUCAUCU
Molecule: messenger RNA, 5226 nt
Organism: Rosa chinensis
Lineage: Eukaryota; Viridiplantae; Streptophyta; Magnoliopsida; Rosales; Rosaceae
Exons: 4
Coding region: 714-5177 (1487 amino acids)
Biological process (GO): telomere maintenance; DNA repair
Molecular function (GO): DNA helicase activity
Source: RefSeq, a predicted model, not a curated record